GUUGGUGCGGGUAAGUGAUGCGCAAACACAUCCGCCUCGACCUCUCUGCGGGAGCGUGUGUGACGUCACUGUGUUAAUCAAGCCCUUAUAAAAGAGGCGGCGAGCGCUGAAGCACCUGAAGCAAGCAAAAGCUCAGCAGCAUCCAGACCAGCAGCGAUGUCUCGCUCCUCCGUGCUCCCCCUGAGCGUCCUGGGACUCCUCGCCCUCUCCUCCGCCUGCUACAUCCAGAACUGCCCCCGGGGAGGCAAGCGAGCCCUGGCCGAGACUGCAGGACUCAGACAGUGCAUGUCAUGCGGGCCCGGGGAAAGAGGCCGCUGUUUCGGCCCCAACAUCUGCUGCGUGGAGGGCUUCGGCUGCCUUCUGGGCUCCCCGGAAACAACACACUGCGUGGAGGAGAACUACCUGCUCACUCCCUGCCAGACCGGGGGGCGACCCUGCGGAUCUGAGGGGGGCCGCUGCGCCGCGUCGGGACUCUGCUGUAACUCCGAGAGCUGUGCAGUGGACUCCUCAUGCCUGGGGGAGUUUGAGGCGGAGGAUCCGGCCCAAACCUCUGCAGGGAGCUCACCUGCAGAGCUCCUUCUGCGCCUUCUCCACGUUGCCACCAGGAGACAGACUGAGUAAUAAAACACUGUGUGCCCCUGCAAAUUACUUAAAUGCCUUUGAGACUGAAAACCUGAAACCAACACGCACUUAAAUCAGUGUUUCCCCAACCUUUAUUGAGUCCCGGCGCAUCGUUUUAAUUCGAAAACUCUCACGGCACACUGCCAAACAAACAAGAGUCACAAAAAGAACUGAAAUAAUGAUGAUCUUGUCUCAAUUUACUCACAGAUUUCGCAACUCAUUGCGAAAUCUGGCCCUUAUGAGUUUGGCAACAGGUGAGUUGUACCUUCUGCCAUCUAGUGGAAGACCAUUGAAUUGUUCUGCCUGUCACUAUAUGCUGCUGGCAUAGCUAGAUGAACAAAGAUCAAUUAUUUGUAGUAAAUAAAUACUUUUGAGACCAAAUAAGUGAAACUGGAAAAGGUUUGUUUGGGAAUCAGCGACUUAAGUCACAUCCACUUAUAUGUACUGUAACUCAAAUAUUGUGUUCUAAUGUCAAAUAAACGCCGGGCACUUUCUCACCCACUCUGAAAUGAACGAUGCCCAUUGAAAAUGUGCCACCGUGUUCAUUAAUGUACAGUAGAUACCGAUGCACUUAUUGUAAACUAACUUUACUCCGCUUCUAAAAAUGAGUUUGAGUACAAUGUUUGAGCAGUUUGUGUAGUAGACGUGUGACCGUUGAAUAAAAAUGGAAUAAAACAAUACAGAGUAUAU
This is a messenger RNA of Phyllopteryx taeniolatus (common seadragon), 1311 nucleotides long. RefSeq names its product arginine vasopressin (gene avp). The transcript is spliced from 3 exons. NCBI's taxonomy places the organism in Eukaryota, Metazoa, Chordata, Actinopteri, Syngnathiformes, Syngnathidae. Gene Ontology annotation, cellular component: extracellular region; secretory granule. Gene Ontology annotation, molecular function: neurohypophyseal hormone activity. Bases 157 to 621 code for a protein of 154 amino acids. The record is from RefSeq and is a predicted model, not a curated record.